AUGUCUAUUAUCAACCACACAGACUCGGCCAAGCCCCGCCUGUCAGAGGCCGAGGCCGAUGAUUGGCGCAGGGUUUUCCAAGAAGCUCCCCCAUGCGUGUUCCCCCAGCCUCGCGCCGGCGCACCCUCGGCCAGCACACCCUCGGCCAGCACCGUCCAAUCUGGAUCCGUGCUGCGCCGUCAGAUUUUCCUCCCCAACAGCGGCCGCUCCGGCUUCCCCCUCGAUGCCGUUUUGCAGGCCGCAUGGGCUUUUCUCAACGCGUCAUACUCCGACACCGAAGAUGUCGUCUUUGGCAUGGCCCUCGUCGACGAGGACACGGAUGACGGCGAGCCUCGCACGGCCCUGCCUUUCCGCUUUACACUGCACCCAGACCAGACCAUUGCCGACUGCCUCGAGGCGGUUGAGGCGCAGGAGCUCCCCCUGUUGUCGUCCAGCGGUAUUGACCUCGAGGCAAUUGCCGGGCUGGGACCGGAAUUGCGCGGUGCCACGCAGUUCAGAAACCAGCUCGUCGUCUACCCGGCUAUAAUGGCCAACACGGAUGUCCUGCUGGAUCGCCCCCUUAACGUCGAAUGUUUCCUAAACCCGUCAGGGGUAUUGGUUCAGGCGUUUUACGACCCGGAAAUCCUGGAAGGGGUCGAGGUCCGCCAAAUCCUGGCCACGUUUGAAUUUUUAAUUCAGCAAUUCGACGAUGUCUCCAAUUUGGGCAGGAUAAUUAGCCAGGUUGAAAUUAUUAGCCCACAAGAUAAAGGCCAGCUCCAGAAAUGGGGCGAGCAUUUUCCACCGGCCGUCGAAAAAUGCGUUCACUGGCUAUUCCAGGAAAAGGCUCGCGAAACGCCUUGUGCCGAGGCCGUUUUUUCGAUAGCGGAAAAGGUUUCGUGGACUUAUAAACAAUUGGAUACCCUCACCGACAAACUUGCCCACCUUUUGGUAUCCAAACGGGUUAGCCCCGGCAAAAUCGUCCCUUUAAUGUUCGAAAAAAGCGUUUGGACGGUUGUUGCAGCCAUUGCUGUGCUUAAGGCGGGAGGUGCCUUUGGGUAUAUCGAGCCCAACCAGCCAUGGGAGGACGUGUCGAGGCUUUUGGGCGCGUGCGAGUCGACCUUUGUACUUUGCUCGGCAAAAUACGAGGGCCUGCUGAGCACCCACGACGUCGAAUCUGUUAUUAUCGACGAGGCGCUGCUUUCUCGCCUGCCCUCGUGCGGAUCUGUCGAGGAUAUCUCUCAGCCCGCCGACAUUAGCUACAUUAUCUUUACGUCUGGGACCACGGGGCGGUCCAAGGGCAUUGUAUCGAACCAUUCUUCGUUUUGCACCAGCAUAUUGGCCCACGGCAAGGCCGAAUUUUACGGUCCAGAGUCGCGGUGUUUUGCCUUUUCGGCCUACAAUUUCGACGUUAGCGUCACCGACAUCUUCACCACGCUGGCCUUUGGGGCUUGCAUUUGCAUCCCGUCCGACGAGGAAAAGAUGAACGCGCUUGCUGCGACGGCAGCACGCAUGAGGGUAACCCAUAUUACCGCCACGCCGACCGUGUCCCAGUUUAUUAACCCUGGAGACGUCCCCACGGUUAAAACCUUCAUUACGGGUGGAGAGUUUGCCAGUCCGGAAAUUAUUAAGAAGUGGGUGUCGGCCGGGAGGAAUUACAUCAAUAUUUACGGCCCGGCAGAGUGCAACUCGAGAAUCACCCAUCACAGUUUCAAAGUCGGCGAUAGCGGUAGUUGUAUUGGUCGUCCCAGCGGCUGCGUCGUCUGGAUUACUAAAAGCAACGAUCCCAACGCGCUGGUGCCGCUGGGUGCACCUGGCGAGCUUCUCAUAGAGGGACACCUCGUUUCGAACGGCUAUUUGAAGGAGGAGGACAAAACCGCCGAGGCGUUUAUCGCUGCUCCGGAUUGGCUCGUUAGGAUGUUUCCAGACCGGGCAUCUUCGAGACUUUACCGCACCGGCGAUUUGGCACAGUGGUUGCCAAACGGGAAAUUACGCCUGCUCGGCCGUCGGGACACGCAAAUGAAGAUCCACGGCGUGCGGCUCGAGGCGGCACACAUUGAGUUCAAACUCUCUGCAGCGCUCCCCAGCGGGUCUCAGGCGGUUGUGGAGAAGAUUACUGUUGGACAAGAUCCCAAAGGGGGACAAGAGUCCAAAGGGGGACAAGAGUCCAAAAGGGAAAAACUCGCCGCUUUUGUCACGCUGCCUGGCCCUCCCACGAAUGACGACACGCCUUCGUUCCUGGAGCCUAGACAAGAUCUCUGUGACUUGCUUGCAGGUGUGCAAGAGACGAUGCUUGCCAACCUUCCUGCCUGGAUGUGUCCGAAUUACAUUUUACCACUCGACAAAUUCCCGCAUGGCCAAUCCGGCAAGGUCAACAGAAAGGUCUUGCGGGACAUGGUUGCAGAUUGGUCAGAGGAAUCCCUGAACCGCUUUACUGUGUCUUGCCCGGCAGGUAACAAAGAGGUUCCUAUCGGCGCUAUGGAGAAGGCCAUUGCCGGACUGUGGGCAGAGGUUCUCCAUUUGCCUGCUUCACUGAUCGGUCGCCAAGAUACUUUUUUCCGCCUCGGUGGAGAUUCAGUGGCUGCCAUGAAGGUGGCUGCAGCCUGCAAUAACCGUCAAAAUGGUCUCAUUAUCUCGGUUGCCGACAUAUUCCGCCACCCAAAAUUGUCUGAUUUGGCGGCCAAUAUAUCAACUGCUGUUGCAAUUUCCGAAACGACUAUUGCACCAUUUGAGCUUAUUGGUGGACCUUCCUGUCUGGACCAGUAUACCCAGGCAUUAAACCAGGCCGGUAUCGAUCCAUCCACUGUCCAAGACGUAUUUCCUUGCACCCCGAUGCAGGAAGGUAUGAUGGCGGAAACCAUGCUAUCGCCCAACACGUACAAGCUUCAGCAUGUACUCAGGCUUGAUCCUUUAAUUGAUCUUCCUCGUUUGCAAGGCGCGCUCGACCGGCUGGUUCAGUCGUUUGCGAUCCUCAGAACCAGGAUAAUAUUAAUGCCGCGGAUUAAAGGGGUUACCGGCAGCAGCUCUUAUCAAGUCGUCGUUAAGGGACUUGAGGAAUAUUCUCCUGUGCAAGUCAAAACGGUUGACAAGGUAAAGAGUGCUCUUUCUGCCGAGAAAAAGGCUGUCAAGGUUGGGUAUGGCAGCGAGCUGAGUCGCUUCGCCUUGUUUAUUGCAGAGGGGGGUAAAUACCUGGUCUGGACCAUCCACCACGCAGUGACGGACGGGUACACGUACAACCUUAUCCUCGAAAAGCUGCAAGAGAUGUACAACGGGACGGAACCCUCCACGAUCACACCCACACCUUUUGCUCAUUUCGUUAAACAUUUGCAGGACCAGGACCCGGAAAGGAAUGCCCAAAUCUGGCGGCAGAUGCUCGAUGGUGGAUCCUCUCCUCAAUGGCCCAGCUGCAGCGAUAAAGCACACGAACCCAUUGUAACGCGCACCAUUACCAAAACUUUCUCCUUACCCGCCAACGAAAGCGGUUGCACUAUUUCGACUGUUAUUAGAGCUGCCUGGGCUCUCGUCCUGAGCGGUCUCGUCCAGUCUCCCGACGUUAUAAUGGGUCUCACUCUCGCCGGGCGCGAUAUCGAGCUACCUGGCAUCGAUAAUUGUGCAGGGCCCUGCUUAAACACGGUGCCCUUCCGUGUUCUCGUCAAAAACGAGACUUGUGCAGAGAUGCUCCGUGCCGUCCAGCAGCUUUACGCCGAUAUUAUUCCUCACCAGCACAUUGGUAUAAAAAACAUCCGCAGGGCGCUGAGUGUGUCGUCCGAGGCUUGUGACAUUUCGAAUCUUCUUGUCAUUCAACCUGGCUACCGAGUUGACCAAGGACUUUGGACCCAAGAAGACGACCUGAGCACCGACGAAGAGCUAAAUUUUGGAUUUACGCUUGAGUGCAUUUUGGACUCUGAGAGCAAAAUGACGGUAUUGUGCGGCUUUGACGAGAUAAUGGUGUUUGAAACCAAGGCGAGGGAAAUCUUGGACAUGCUUUCUACCGCAAUCGACUUUUUAACUCCUGCUUCGAACCAGGGCAAACUACUUACCGAAAUGGAGGGUUUGCAUUUUGUUCAGCGCACCAAAAUCCCAAAGCUAAAUAUUGGAAUGGAUGCGGUAGAGCAAUGUCUCCAUUCUUUAGUGGAGGAGCAAGCUCGCUCUCGGCCGAAUGCCAUUAUGAUUGACGCCUGGGACGCAAAGCUGACCUACCGCGAGACCGACGAAUACGCCACCCGCCUUGCCAGUUUUAUUGCAGGUCUCGGCGUCGGGCCCGAGGUGAUUGUGCCUUUUGCGUUUGAAAAGAGCGCCUGGACGACGGUGGCCAUCCUUGCCAUCCUCAAAGCGGGCGGUGCCUGCGUGGCUCUGGACAUGAGCUACCCGCGUUCGAGACUCGAGCGCAUAAUGCAGGAUGUCGAGGCCAAAACGGUCCUUUGCAGCAGGAGAAACGAGCAGGCCCUCAAGACGUACAAGGGUCUUCACAGUAUCGUGGUCGACCGAAACUCGAUCGACUGCUUGCCUAGCGAGGCUUUCCGCAGCGACGUGAAGCCGACAAAUGCCGCAUGGGUUGUCUACUCUUCUGGCUCUACGGGAACGCCCAAGGGCGCGGUGCUGGAGCAUCGGUCACUCGCCACCACGGCGCGCACCAAUUCGGAGGUCCUGGGGUGCGGCCCCGACACGCGUGCCUUGUCGUUUGCCUCGCACUCUUUUGACGUGGCUAUCGAGGAUAAUAUUAUUAUCCCCAUGUUUGGAGGUUGUAUUUGCAUCCCAUCCGACGAGGAUCGCUUCAACGACCUGGCUGGCGUUAUGACCCGCAUGUCUGUCAAUUGGGCCGAUCUUACACCAACCGUCGCCCGCAUGCUCUCCCCCAGCACCGUACCCACCCUCCGCACCAUGGUUCUAGGCGGCGAGGCUUUAACCCAGGAUAUAAUCGACACGUGGACCCCUGUGGACGGCUUUAAGCUGUACAAUACCUAUGGGCCAUCAGAGUGUUCGGUGCAAUCUACCUGCUGCCUGGAACCUUUGGGACGCGACGCCCGUGGAGGUAAUAUUGGAUAUCCGAUGAAUUGCAACAUUUUCGUCGUCGAUUCGGAUAACCCCAAUGUGCUUUUACCUGGAGGGGAGACAGGAGAAAUGCUCAUUGAAGGACCCAUUGUUGGGCGCGGCUACCUCAAAAAUGAGGACAAAACCCGCGAGGCGUUCGUUCGAGGUCUCGUUUGGGCCAAGGACCCAGCCCGUCGUUUUUACCGCACCGGUGACCUCGGCGUACUUAACGACGACGGCAGCCUAAGUUUUAUUUCGCGCAAAGAUACCCAGAUCAAACUUAAUGGUCAACGGGUGGAGCUGGGUGAAAUUGAGGCUGUAUUGCUCAAAACCUCGAACCUGGCUCAGGUUUGCGUCGAAGCCUUUAGCCCGCAAUCUUCUCCACGCAGAAAAUUGCUGGCCGCUUUUAUCCAGCUGGAGCGCCGGCCCAGUAAUGAAAAAGCAGAGGCCAGCUCGGCUUUGGAGUUUGUUGACAUGACAUCCUCUACACGCGAAAAGCUUGUCAGCAUUAAGCAGAACGCUGCAAAUCACCUUCCCGAAUACAUGGUCCCUUCGCUCUUCAUUCCCGUAUAUAGCCUGCCUAUAAACGCCUCUGGAAAGAUUGAACGCAAGGUCCUGCGAGAGUUAGCUUCUGGCUUCUCGCAACAACAGACCGUCACCUAUGCCCUCCGAGCUGACGCCGCCGUCGUGGAUGGCCCCGUCGCUGAAUCUGCAAUCGCCGAGGUUCUCAUGGAGCUCUGGGCCGAAGUUCUCCAAAUUGAUCUCCUGUCACACGCCAUUGGCAGUGACGAUAGCUUUUUGGAAAUGGGAGGCGAUUCGAUUGCGGCUAUGCAACUCGUCAGCAGGGCAAAGAUGGCAGGUCUAGAGUUGUCUGUCCGCGGCAUUAUGAAGACGCCUACCUUUGCAAAUAUGGUACUGUCAGCCAAGGUUAUACCUGGUGUCGAGUUGCGGCCCAAGCGCAUCUCCACUGCAAAGGUGUCCAAGUUUGGCCUGUCUCUUUCCAUCCCAACGCCCACGUCGGCAAUUUCCAGAAGCCUGCCGACGCCUUCGCUUGCAAAGGAUGAGCCCUAUAGUGCCUUUUCACUCGUCCCCGAGACCUUGAGCAGGACCACGCUGCUUAAUGAGGUGCUUGAUUCGGUGCUGGGCGAGGAGAGACGGCUCGUCAAUGAUGUCUAUCCUUGCACCCCGCUCCAGGAUAGCCUGAUGGCCUUGACUGCAAAGGACAGCACCGCCUAUGUGCUGCGCGAGGUUUUUGAUCUUCCCGAGCAUACAGAUAUCAACCGCUUCAAGCAGGCCUGGGAAGAUGUGGUGGCCGCCAACGACAUCUUUCGCACUCGCAUCUUCCACGUCGCCGGCCACGGUUCAUUUUCAGUGGUUCUGGACACGCCCCUGGAAUGGACCGAGGUCGAGACUUUGGAUGAGUACCUCGCCCUGGAUACGGCAAAAGAGAAACACAUGAACUAUGGUACGCGUUUGGUCCGCUUUGGACUUGUAAGCAACCAUGGCAGCCCUCAAUUUGUCUGGACCAUCCACCACGCCUUGUACGAUGGAUUCUCGUAUGGCCUCACUCUCGAGGCCGUCGACCAGGCCUACCAAGGAAUGGGCCUACCGCCGACGCGCCCCAUCCUGGACUUGGUCCGCUAUCUCGGCCAGUUGCCCCAGGACGGCGUGGCUGAUUUUUGGACCGGAAACCUCGAAGCCUGCCAAGCUAUUCCAUUCCCCCCAGUUGCUCCAGGUCAGAUUUGUAUCGCCGACAAUACCGUCAAACACUCGGUCAAAUUCCGCCGCCCGCCGCGCUCCAAAUUCACCGCUGCAACUGUUCUCAAGGCCGCAUGGUCUAUCCUUAUGGCGCGCGUAUCGGAAUCCACCGACGUCGUUUAUGGUUUAACUUCCUUUGGCCGAGAUGUUCCUAUCGACGACGUGGAUAUUAUUAAUGGUCCACUCUUAACCACAACGCCGGUUCGUGUGCAGGUGGACCUCGACGCAACUGUCGAAUUGUUCCUCGGGCAGGUUAAUUUGCAGUCAAUCGAAGCCGGGCCCUUUUCCCACGCCGGCAUCCAUAAUAUCAAAAAGCUAAAUAAUUCGUGCCGGAGCGCCUGCGAAUUCCAGAACCUCCUCGUCAUCCAACCUGCAAAUAAUAACGCCGACGAGGAUUCGCUUUUCUGCGACCGCGCAACCCACACCACCGCAAAUAUUAUCUCCGGUUUUGGCCUGGUGGUCGAAUGCGGGUUGGGCGAGGAAACAAUCGCUUUAACUGCCCACCACGAUUCGUCCGUCUUAUCGGCUUUGCGUGCCGAGAGGCUGCUAAGGCAAUUCGCCCGCAUUAUCGAACAGCUAAUUCGCCUCCCUCGCAGCGCAGCUGGUAUUACCGUUGGCGAGAUUGAUGUCUUGUCCAGCAAGGAACGACAGGACCUCCGAGAGUGGAAUAAAAACUGUCCGGCCUGGAUGGAUGCCUGCAUGCACCAGCUUAUAAAGCGUCACACUCUUUCCAAACCAGAAUUUCCCGCCAUUGAAUCUCGGCAGGUUACUUUGUCUUACCAGCAGCUGGAUGACCUCGCCACGCAUAUGGCUCACCAACUUUGUGAGCUAGGAGCUGCGCCAGAACGGAUUAUUCCCAUCAGCAUGGAAAAGUCUGUCAACGCCAUUGUUGCAAUGCUUGCUGUGCUCAAGGCCGGCGCUGCCUUUGUCCCCAUUAAUCCAGAAGAUCCUCAAGACCGCCGAGCAGAUCUUUUGGCGCAAGUCCAGGCGGAAAUCAUCUUGGUCUCGCCUAACACCAAAGACCGCUACGCACCCUUUAACAAACUCAAGGUGGUGGUUCUUCCUCCUUUAAAUGUUGCCGAAUGGGGUCCCCUUAACACAUCACCACUGCCUUCCCCUUUAAACAAAGUCAAGCCUUCGAAUCUCGCAUACGUCUUGUUUACAUCUGGCAGCACUGGUCGCCCCAAGGGCGUUAUGACCGAGCAUCGCUCCGUGUGCGCAAGCACAGCUGGCCACGGCGCCGCCAUGGGCUUUGGCGAUUUCCCUCGUCGGGUUUUGCAAUUUGCCACCUACACUUUUGAUGCUUGCAUCGGUGAAAUCUUUACCACGCUUAGCCAUGGCGGGACCAUUUGUGUGCCCACCGAACAAGAGCGCAUGGACGACCUUUCUGGUUUUAUUCGCGAUUUUAGGUGCGACUGGGCCUUUUUUACACCGACCUUUGCACGUCUGCUCAAACCCGAAAGCAUCCCGUCCAUAAAAACCCUGGUUCUUGGAGGAGAGGCCGUGACUGCCGAGAGCGUCGACACUUGGGCGGACAAAUUGAGGCUAAUGAAUGGUUACGGGCCCACUGAAACGUGUGUGUUUUGCACCACCCGCGAUAUUUCCAAAGGAGAUAGGGCCGAGAAGAUUGGACACAUGGUUAGCUCCGUCGGCUGGGUUGUCGACCCGCAGGACCACAACCGUCUGGUGCCGAUCGGCUGUACGGGUGAAUUAUUGGUGCAAGGACCUGGACUGUCUCGAGGCUAUUUGGGCCAGCCCGACAAAACCAGGGAGGUUUUUGUGCCUGCUCCGGCGUGGCUGAGGGACUUUGGCUACUCUACCGACCAGGUCUUGUAUAAGACGGGCGAUCUAGUACGCCAGGACCUCACCGAUGGGUCUUUGUUGUACCUGGGCCGCAAGGAUAACCAGACCAAGAUUAAUGGUCAAAGGCUGGAAAUAGGUGAAAUCGAGGCUGUGCUCAAUGGCAAGGACGCAGCAAUAGAGCAGGUUGUCGUCGUUGCGGGCAAGACUACCAUUGACAAGAAUAAGCAAGUUCUUGUUGCUUUUGUCGAAUUUGUUUCCAAAAGCAGCAAUAACGACAUGCUACUUGAGCUUGACGACGAGUCGAGACUGAAAAUGAAGGAACUGGAAACCCUGGCGCGGGCCAGCCUACCAAAAUAUAUGGUCCCGACCCUUUGGAUUCCCGUCUCCAAAAUGCCCUCCCUAGCAACUAGCAGCAAAACGGACAGAAAGACGCUGGCCUUCAAAAUAGCCAAUCUGACCCCUGAGCAACUUACGGCAUACUCUCUCUCCACCCACGCCAACGUAUCCUCUCGGGCUCCUUCGACAAACAUGGAAAUCUCCAUCCUUAACCUGGUAGCGCAAAGUCUUGGCCGUGAUGCAACGUCUAUCGGUGUGGACGACAAUUUUCUGGCACUUGGAGGCGACUCCAUUACAGCUAUUCAGCUCACCGCGGCUGCACGAGCUGCCGGCAUCCUGCUUACACACGAGGACGUUUUUCGUCAUCCAUGUCUCGCCGACAUGGCUAUGGUGGCCACAUUCACCGAUGCGUCCGCCGCGAAUGCCCACGAUGUCACUGACAGGCCUUUUUCUCUAAUCCCCGAGGAUAAGAGGGAAACGUUAUUCUCGGCGCUUGAGACAACAUACCGCAUCCCCCGCAGCACAAUCGCCGACGUUCUGCCCUGUGCACCUCUCCAACCCGGCCUUAUCGCCUUGACGGCUAAAGACUCGCAGGCCUAUGUUCUUCGCGAGGUCUACCGUUUGCCCGCCAAAUUGGAUGUCGCCAGAUUCAAGCAGUCUUGGGAGGCUGUUGCUCGCGAUGCCGGUAUUCUCCGUACCACUAUUGUUAAUAUUGACGAGCUUAACAGCUUUUACCAGGUAAUUAGGGGCGUUAAUAAUAAGGUUAUCGAGUGGCGGACUGGAAAAAGCGUCAAGGGGUACCUCGAUGAAGACAAGCGCCUGCCUUUCCAACUUGGCACGCCAUUUUCCCGUUUGGCCAUCGUCGACACGCCUUUCACCGGCAGCUAUUUCAUCUGGUCCAUCCACCACUCUAUAUAUGACGGGUGGUCCAAGAAUCUUAUCCUUCGUCGCGUGCAGGCGGCGUACGAGUCCUCGUCGCCACAGCCCGUUAUAGAGCCGACACCACCUUUUAGUCGCUUUAUUGCCCACCUCCAGCAAACCGACCCUGAAGAAUGCAAGGCCUUUUGGCAGAAUCAGUUCAAGGGCAUUUCGGCUCCGGCAUGGCCUCCCCUCCCCAACCAGCAAUUUAACCCCCUACUCGACGGUGAGGUAGCUAUUACUUUGCCGUUUGAGCGUCCUGCCGGGUCACGCUUUACCACCUCCACCAUUAUCAAAGCCGCAUGGGCCCUCGUGCAAGGUUGCCACAGCGGAUCCCCCGACGAUGUUCUAUUUGGUGUAAUCCAAAGCGGCCGCGACACGCCAGUCCAAGGCAUUACGGAAAUGGUUGGACCUUGCAUUACGACAGUACCGCUCCGCAUCGCCCUGGACAGGACCUCGACAACCGUGCCGCAAUUUCUGCAAAUGAUACAGGACCAAACCACUGAUAUGAUCAAGUUUGAGCACGCCGGCCUGCAAAAUAUCCAGCGCAUGGGCAGGGAAUGCCGCGACGCCUGCGGCUUUGCCUGCGUCAUGGUCAUCCAGCCGCCAGACGUGCACGACGAAGCCUCGUUCCUGGGAGCUCAAAAGCUGUCUGACGAGGAAAAGGAGACGCUGCGCUUCGGUAUGGGUAUCCAGAUCCGCAUCCGCAGGGAUAAUCAACUAGACGUUUUGGGAAAUUUUGACCACAGAAUUACACCCGAGGCGGUCAUGCGUCGGAUCCUAUACCAGUUCAAGCAUGUGGUUGAGCAAAUUAUGGAACACGCGGGAGAAAGCACAAUGCCCGUGUCGGAUGUUGAUCUUUUUAGCCCAUACGACAGGGACCAGGUUAUUGCUUGGAACCAGCCGACUGAACUUACGCCCGUGGAUCUUGAGGGCCAUCUUGCGGGCGGACUUACACACGAGCUGUUCCACCGCACAGCCACGGUCAACGAAGCGAGGGAAAAGAGCAUGGCCGUUAAUGCUUGGGAUGUUGAUUUUCGCUAUGGUGACCUCGACCGCAUUACCACUAAGCUGGCCCACCAUUUGCGGAAUACCUUUAACAUUGGGCCGGAGGUUAUUGUGCCUCUAUGCUUUGAAAAAUCGGGCUGGGCUAUAGUCGCCCUGCUAUCGGUUAUCAAAGCUGGCGGUGCGGUGGUGUUCCUCGACCCGUCGUAUCCAAUGGCUCGUUUGAACGAGAUUCUCAGCCAGAUUGAAGCCAAGGUAAUUCUCUGCUCUCUUGCGCAGGUUUCUCUUUGGCGGUCAUCGGGUCUGUCAGUUCAGGUUGUGGAUAACGUUUCCAUUGCAGCCUUGCCAGACGCAGGCCCCGAGCUCCCAAUCACCAACGCCACCAUGUCAAGCUCCCUCUACGUUAUUUUCACCUCUGGUUCCACCGGAGUUCCCAAAGGCUGCCUAAUUGAGCACCGGGCCUUUUUGUACUCUUGUCAAGCGCAGGCUCGUAUUUUUGGGAUGCGUCCGGACCAUCGGGUCUUGCAGGGUUGUCCUUAUAGCUUUGACGUGAGCGUUAUGGAGAUUCUGACCACGCUGCUGCACGGCGCGUGCGUUUGCGUGCCCAACGAGCGGGCCAAGAACCGCAGCAUGGUCGAGGUAAUCAACGACUUUCACAUUAACUGGACCUUCCUCACCCCCUCGGUCGUUAAAUUCAUCGACCCGGCCGAGGUACCGACCCUCGAGACGCUGAUUCUCGGCGGCGAGGCCAUGACCCGGCAAAGCAUCGACAUCUGGGCCGGCAAGGUGCGGCUGAUCAACGGGUACGGCCCGACCGAGUGUGCCAUCUCGGCGGCUGUCAACAACAACAUCACGCUCGAGACGGACCCUGCCAAUAUCGGUAAGGCGGUUGGGGGCAUGUGCUGGAUUGUGGAGGCAGAAAAUCACGACAGACUGGCUCCUGUUGGGACUGUGGGAGAGCUCAUAAUCGAGGGCCCGACUCUGGGCCGUGGUUAUCUCAAGAACCCGGAAAAGACGGCGGAGGCUUUUAUCAACGACCCUGCCUGGUCACUCAAGCUUGAUGGCAAACACCGGCGUCUGUACAAGUCUGGUGAUUUGGCCUACUAUGAUGCUGAUGGAUGCAUUAUUUUCUGCGGAAGAAAGGACGCGCAGGUCAAGGUGCGCGGGCAGAGGAUGGAGCUGGGCGAGAUCGAAUCCCACCUUAGCCAGAACCCCGAGAUCCAACAUGCUGCCGUCUUUUAUCCUGCCUCUGGCCCUUGCAAGGGUCAGCUGGUUGGUCUGGUUUCCCUCAAAAAGGUUGGUGCGGAGACCAACCGAGAUGGCAUUGUCGAGCUGGUCGACGGCCAAGAGACCUCCAUCGCGGCAGCAAUCACCUCGGACGCCACCAUUCAACUAUCUUCCCUUGUCCCAGGCUAUAUGAUUCCCAACCUUUGGAUCCCGGUUAAGAGCUUCCCACUGCUACCUUCAGAAAAGCUCAACCGGAAAUGCCUUGCCCAGUGGCUCAACGGCAUGUCGGAUGAACUGCACAAGCGCGUAUGCGGUAUCUCGACUGCAAACCCCGACGGCAGUUCCGUUUCUCCACUCGCCCAAGUGGCUGAGCCAUUUACGGAUGCAGAAAAAACCAUCCAUCAGGUUUGGUGCGACGUUCUCAACCUGCAGGCCAAAGAGGUGGGAAUUACGCAAGACUUUGUCACACUGGGUGGCGACUCGAUCCUCGCAAUGGCCAUGGCUUCCAAGCUGAGAAAGGCAGGUUUCCAGGUCUCGAUAACCGACCUCCUUAUAACGCGCACCAUCGCCAAGCUCGCCGCUCGCAUUGGCCACACGGCCAAGAGUCCAAGGGACAAGAGUAUGCGCCCCCUCGGCCUGCGUCUCGUCAGCCCUGCCACAGAGUCGGACCUGGACAACGAAAACGACACGGGCUACGAGUCGGACAACAGCGACGCCACCACGGCAGCCACUUCCAUCUCGGUUGCAAGCCGGGGCCGUGCAAAGGCGGCUCACCCGGCCUUGAGCCAGCAGCCGACUGAGCUGUUUGAUCUCACGCCGAUGCAGCAAUACUAUGCCAACCUCGCACUUGGAAACGACGAGCUGUCCCGCCAAACGGACGCUAGGUUCAACCACAGUUUCUGUAUUAAGCUCAAACGUCCCAUUAACCCCGCUAUUUUGUCUUCUGCCUACUCGCAACUUAUCAGCCGCCACAUGAUGCUUCGUGUGCGUCUGCAGCGAUGUGGCAAGGAACAAGCAGCCUGCGGGUUCCGCCAGUUUGUUUCGCCUGACAUCAAGAGGUCUUUCCGUCUGCGCGAGUGGAGCAACGUCGCCUCGGUUGACGACGUCAAGGACCGGCUGGAGGACGCCCGCAUUACGCUAGACCUCGAAAACGGCCCCAUCAGCUCGCUUGAUCUCGUCAGCACCACUGCCGGCGAUUCAUUCCUUUACAUUGUUGCGCACCAUCUCGUCGUCGACCUCGUGUCUUGGAAUUCAAUCCUGCGAGACUUUGACGAUCUGCUCUCCAAGGGCGCCUUUAGCCACGAAGAGCCUGGUCCGUUUCCACUCUGGGCGCAAAAGCAGGCCGAGUAUGCCCGUCUCCACCUCGAUCCCAAAACCACACUCCCUGCGCCCAUCCCUGCCGCGGACUUUGCAUUCUGGGGCAUGGCAGACGCCGACGGCAAUCUCGUCCCCAACCUCGCCCGAGACGCCAUCCACCACACGAUUUGCAUCCCCGAGGCGGCAACGGCCAUGCUCCUGAGGGAGAGCCACGCCAAGCACGAGGCCGAGCCGAUGGACGUUCUCGUGUCGGCGCUUACGCGCUCAUUCUUCCUCGUCUACGGGCAGACGCGCGAGUCGCCGCCCGCCAUCUUCCGCUUCGGGCACGGCCGCGAGGACAUCGAGGGCCUGCCGGACGUCUCGUCGACGGUGGGGUGGUUCUCGACGCUGUCGCCGCUGCACGUGCCGGUGGGGCUGGGCGGCGACUGCAGCGCGGCGGGCGUGCUGGGCAGGACGGUGGAGCUGCGGCGGCGCACGCCGCACAACGGCUGGGCGUACUUUGCGGCGCGCUACCACCACGCGGACGGCGGCGCCGUCUUUGGCGGGCACGAGCGCAUGGAGGUGGCAGUCAACUACCUCGGCGUCCGGGACCGGCAGGUCCGCGGCGCCGACUCGGCCGUGUUUGACCUCUCGCGCAUGGUCGACGGCGGCCUGGGCGCCGGCGGCCAGGACGUCAAGUGCAUGAGCCUGUUUGGCGUCACGGCCGAGGUGCGCGCCGGCUGCCUCGAGGUGGACCUCGAGUGGAACCGCCGCGUGCGCGGGCAGGGCCAGGUCAGGGCCUGGUGGAGGGAGUUUGAGGCUUGCCUCAAGGAGCUGGCCUCGGCGGGCUCGCCGUAUGUGAGGAGCGGCAGCGGGGAGUGGGGGGUCGUGCCCAGCGUGGGGAGGAGGGAGUCUCUGUCCAGGGAGCAGAGGCGCAUGCGCUCACUCUCGCGGCAGAGGUCGCGCCAGAGCUCCAACGUUUAG
This is a messenger RNA of Pyricularia oryzae 70-15, 14334 nucleotides long. RefSeq names its product cyclic peptide synthetase. The record is from RefSeq and is a predicted model, not a curated record. Gene Ontology annotation, biological process: amino acid activation for nonribosomal peptide biosynthetic process; secondary metabolite biosynthetic process. Gene Ontology annotation, molecular function: catalytic activity; phosphopantetheine binding. Gene Ontology annotation, cellular component: cytoplasm. The transcript has 5 exons. NCBI's taxonomy places the organism in Eukaryota, Fungi, Ascomycota, Sordariomycetes, Magnaporthales, Pyriculariaceae. The coding region runs from base 1 to 14334 and encodes 4777 amino acids.